Molecule: messenger RNA, 2635 nt
Organism: Neopsephotus bourkii (Bourke's parrot)
Lineage: Eukaryota; Metazoa; Chordata; Aves; Psittaciformes; Psittacidae
Product: homeobox protein NANOG-like
Exons: 6
Coding region: 97-1041 (314 amino acids)
Biological process (GO): regulation of transcription by RNA polymerase II
Molecular function (GO): RNA polymerase II cis-regulatory region sequence-specific DNA binding; DNA-binding transcription factor activity, RNA polymerase II-specific
Source: RefSeq, a predicted model, not a curated record
CUACUUUCCUGCCUUUGUAUACGGGUGGUUUUUCAGGUUUUGUAACUCCCGGGCUCUGAAAUCCUCCCAGGCGUCCUGUCUCGCUCCGGUCCGGCCAUGAGCGCCCACCUGGCCGUGCCGCCCUACCUGCCCUACCCGGACUCGUCCAGGUAUGGGGACUGCUACUGGCUCUCCGCAGGCAGCAUGGACAGCGUGCCGCCCGAGGCGGCCCCGGCGGCCGGCGCCACCGCCUUCCCCGCGGCUGAGAAGACUCCGAGCCACCCAGAUGUCUCUCCAGCUUCCUCCAGCUCUGGGACACUCAUCCAGUACACUCCCGACUCUGCAACCAGUCCCACUACAGAGCGAUCAUCUCCCUAUCCCUGUUCACAGAAGGUCAAUGGGGAAGAUGAGGGUGGGGUGAAGAAGGGCAAGAGCCGCACAGCCUUCUCCCAGGGGCAGCUGCAAAUCCUGCACCAGCGGUUCCAGACCCAAAUGUACCUCAGCCCCCAGCAGAUCCGGGAGCUGGCUGCUGUCCUGGAGCUCACCUACAAGCAGGUGAAAACAUGGUUUCAGAAUCAACGGAUGAAAUUUAAACGCUGCCAGAAGGAGAGCCAGUGGGUGGAAAAAGGGAUGUAUCCACCACAGAAUGGGUUUCAUCAGGCUGCCUACCUGGAUAUAAGCCCCACAUUUCACCAGGGCUUUCCUGUCAGUGCCAGCAGAAACAUUCAGGCUGUGACCAACAUGCACCAAGCCUACAGCAGUGGCCAGGUUUACAGGAAUGGGCAGAGUCUGUACUCGUUCAUGGCUGUGGAGGAUGAGGGGUUCUUUGGAAAAGCUGGAACAAGCUGCAGUACCCAGCAAGCCAUGGGUUUCUUAAGCCAGCAGAUCAACUUCUAUCCCAGCUAUCCUGCGGAUGUGGAUUAUGUCAGCCUGGAGCCAGAAGACACCUACAGCUUCCAGAGCACCCCUGACAAUAUCGCACCGUUCUUGAGCUCUCCUGCACAGCAUCAGUACCAGGCCCCUUGGCAUCCCCUGGGGACCCAGAGUGAUUAUGAAUCUUAGAAUUAAGUACUUUUAUUAACUCUGUUUUCUGUGGGGGUUCUAGGGUCUUGACUCAGGGAUCCAAUUUCUAUUCCUUUCUCUUGCCCCUCCUCUCCUCCUGUUUUAACCAUUGAUGGGACUCAGCACCCUACUGCCUUGGGUUAGCUUUCUGUUUAAAGGCUCUUGUUCAUAGCCAGCCCUUGGCAAGGGUGUUUUGUAUGUAGAUAGAUGAAACUUCCUUCAUGGAGGAGAAUGUGCAAUACCACAGCCAGGAGCAGCAGAGAUGGUAGGACUGUUUGCUGUCUGAUCUCACCUUCCUCUGCUGCAUCUUCAUCAGGCAACCUCUGACCCUUGCCCUUAGUGUCUUUCAGCUGAGCUUUGCUAAAGAAAACCCUGUACUUAAGCAUAUUUUUGCUAGAAACACCCUGUUGUAGCCCACAAGCUCUGCUGUCUUGCCUGUUUCUGUUGCUACCUCAGUCAGGUAAUUGCUAAUAAGUUCUUUCUAUGCAUCCGUUCCUCCCUCAUCAAAAUCCUACAUGAGAUCAUCUGAUUUCAGAUUAUUUGAUCCAGUUGCUUCCAGCAGCUCCUGUGGGGGCUGGGGUCAGCAUCUGCCUGUGCCUUGCCUGCUGCCCUCCUGUGUACGUGAAGCAGUUCAGAGGAGAGGGAGGAAGUGAGGUAGAGUAUUGCCCAUACCUCACAUCAAAACUUUUGGUUUCCAAAGCUGCUAACUCACUUGUGCCUGCCAGGACAUUCAGGAUGCCUGUCUCUGUGACUGUCCCCACCUAGUUUAGAUAUUUCCUUCCUACAUGUCUCUGCCGAGACUGUUGGUUUGUCCCAGCCUGCAAAUUCAUGGUGAGAACAGUCUACUUACCUGUACAUGAUAGUCCCCGAGCACUUCAUAAACAGAGCACCACUACAGUGCAGAUUUCUCUGCGUGUAGAGGCAGGCAGCUAGGUAAAGGACUCUGUUGUCUUAUCCCAGGUUUAAGAGUAUAAGCUAGUAGGAUUUUUGUCCCUUCCCCAGGACUUAUUGGAUCUCUUCUGUAUUGUCCUGCUGAAGAGGGCACUGGCUGCCUCAUCUGACACAAGGACCCAAGCUCUGGGGGAGGUGAGAAGUUUAGAGAAACUUAGUUAGACAAAAUGAAGAAGAUGCCAAUUAAAACUUCCAGGUUUGUUGUUAAAAGUAACUGAACCAUCCUUUUCAGUAUGGAGAAACCAUGAGGCAGCUCCAUACUAUGAAAAACUGCCUUUUUUUACAAGAUGUAGAGUUUCGGCAUCUGUUCUGUCACUGCCCAGGAACACAAAAUAAAUAAUAGUAAACAGGAUGGUUAAAGUGUAAGUAUUUCCAUUAUAGACUUCAGGGUUUUGUGAUUAGUGCACAAUUAUUACUGCAACCCUGGUGUCAAAUGUUUGCGCACAAAGGUUGCAUGUUAUAGUUAAACUCUCACUGCAAAGAAUAACUGUUGUUUCAGAAUUGUUUUAGAGUGUAUUCUGUUGCAGUGAUCUCAAGCAUGUUUUAUGUUAUGUGCAUGUUGUCUUUUAUUACGUUGUUUCCUGUUGAUGUUUGUACAAACUUGUUUGAGUUGAAAAUAAAUUACUUUAUUUUAAUGAUGGAA